GCCAAGUGUCACUCACUGCCCCCGCUCGUCGAUGCGGCCCAGCUGCUGCCACCCACCAAACUGACAGUCGACAUUACCCAAAUGCUCGUUGAAGCCCUUGUUGAUGGCCCCCUCCUCUAUGCCGUGUCGGGCCGCCUCGUCCAGCCGGGCGAUCUGCACCACCUCACGCACACCCACACGGCCCCGUGUGUGGACCACCUGGUGUGGGCGGCUGUCGGCUCUGAUGGCGAAGCACUGCAGCGGCACCCGCACCGUCACGCCGCCCACAUUGGCCGUCCCGCCCACUACCUCCCUGUUGCUGCUGGCAUACAACGCCGACUGGAUGAAGUGGUGGACGGCCGCACACACACGGCGGGCCAUGUCGCUGUGCCGGAUGCCGAUGUUGACAGCGAUGGCCUCACUGGCGGCGCCUUGGUCGAAGCACAUGGCGGCGAUGCGCCAGCCGAUGGCCUCUGCCUCGUGUGGGCCGUAUCCAGCGGGGGCGGGGGACGGACUGAACAGAGGUGUGCCGGGGGGCUGCAGCAGGUGGGGGAGGAGACUGGGGAGGGACCUCAUCAGGAAGGCCGCCAGCGACCGCUGAGGGGCGAGGGCGGCAUUCACGGCCGCCAUGACCUCGGUGUGGAUGUCGUUGAGCACUGCCGUGCACUGGGGCAGCACCAGCUGGCGAUAACAACGGUCUUCGUGUGUGUCUGUGGGGAUGCGGCAGAUGUCUGCUUCGCUUCGCAGCAAAAUGCGGACGUUCGUCUCAUGAAUGGGAAUCUCACUGGCGGCAUGGUCUCUCUCGUCUUGCUGAUCGUUGACGUCUUGCGAUGCCUCAGUCGAUCCAUAGAUUCUGCGGGCGGCCACAUAUAGGGGCGUCUCGUUGCGGUACCGCGUCCCUCUGUCGAUGUCCGCUGCUGCCACAUGGCGGCAGAGGUAGUCGGUCACACAGAGAGCGCCCCAACGUGCCGCCUCGUGCAGAGGCGUUGAUCCAGACCCAUUUACUGCCGUCAGACUCGCCCCGUUGUCCACCAGCAGGUCCAGAUACGAAUCGAUGAACGCCUGCGAAUAGUGGCCUUGCUCCCUGUGGGCCGCGGUGUGGACCAAAUCGCGUUCAAUUGCGAGUGUGGCGUCGUGCUGGAUGAGCCGCCGAAAUAUCGACAGCAACCGCUGCUCAUACGCGGGGGACAUCUGGAUUCGGUCCCAGAUGGGCCGCAUGGGAAGCUGCAUGACGAGGACAGGGCCACGGGGGGGGCGCACCGCAGCACCGCGCGCCAACAAGACCCUCAUUGCGCUCUCAUUGCCCCCACGGAUAGUCAUCCUGAUGGGUUCGUUGUCCCAAAAGGUCGGCUCGUUCAUGUCGGCGCCUCCGUCGAUGAGGGCAUUCAAGCUGGCCGCCUCGGCCUCAGGAGACGACCAAUGAGGCAACGUGAGUGCGCAGCGUCG
Vitrella brassicaformis is the source of this 1425-nucleotide messenger RNA. The record is from the annotation of a GenBank genome assembly. NCBI's taxonomy places the organism in Eukaryota, Vitrellaceae.